GGGUACUGUUUUAGUCGUCGCCGUCAGAAAGCCAGUGCAGGCCGGAAGGAAGCGCCCUCGCUGCAGGCCGGGGGUGGGGGGUCGGGGAGGUCGGCCCCCCGCUCAGGGCUGGUCCCGGACCACCUCAGGCCCUGCCCGGGAACGCCCCUUGUUAUCCGGCUCUCCAGUCUCCCUGUCUGCAGCCCUGGCGACUGCGAGGGGCUGUGGCGAAUCUACCCCAGAGAUGCGAAUCAUCCCUGUGCAGUUAAAGAGCCGAGGAGCGUGUGUGCACUGGCGCAGUUGUCUUCGGAUACGAGCGCAGUUGCGGUGAGGUCAAAUGAAGAGCCACUCCUCAGAAAGAGUUCCCGCCGGUUUGUCAUCUUUCCAAUCCAGUACCCCGAUAUUUGGAAAAUGUACAAACAAGCACAGGCAUCUUUCUGGACAGCAGAAGAGGUUGACUUAUCAAAGGACCUCCCUCACUGGAACAAGCUUAAAUCAGAUGAGAAGUAUUUCAUCUCCCACGUCUUAGCCUUUUUUGCAGCCAGUGAUGGAAUUGUCAAUGAAAACUUGGUGGAGCGUUUCAGUCAGGAGGUGCAGGUUCCAGAGGCCCGCUGUUUCUAUGGCUUUCAGAUUCUCAUCGAGAAUGUUCAUUCAGAGAUGUACAGUUUACUAAUAGAUACUUACAUCAGAGACCCAAAGAAAAGGGAAUUUUUGUUUAAUGCAAUUGAAACAAUGCCGUAUGUUAAGAAAAAAGCAGACUGGGCCCUGCGCUGGAUAGCAGAUAGGAAGUCUACUUUUGGGGAGAGAGUGGUGGCCUUCGCCGCCGUGGAAGGCAUUUUCUUCUCUGGGUCAUUUGCUGCUAUAUUCUGGCUGAAGAAGAGAGGCCUCAUGCCCGGACUCACUUUUUCAAAUGAGCUCAUCAGCAGGGAUGAGGGACUUCAUUGUGACUUUGCUUGCCUGAUAUUUCAGUACUUGGUGAAUAAGCCUUCAGAAGGAAGGGUCAGGGAGAUCAUUAUGGAUGCUGUUAAAAUUGAGCAGGAAUUUUUAACAGAAGCCUUGCCUGUCGGCCUCAUUGGGAUGAACUGUGUUUUGAUGAAACAGUACAUUGAGUUUGUAGCUGACAGGUUGCUUGUAGAACUUGGAUUCUCAAAGAUUUUUCAGGCAGAAAAUCCCUUUGAUUUUAUGGAAAACAUUUCAUUAGAAGGGAAAACAAAUUUCUUUGAGAAACGAGUUUCUGAGUAUCAGCGCUUUGCAGUCAUGGCGGAAACCACAGAUAAUGUCUUCACCUUGGAUGCAGAUUUUUAAAGCCCUCCUCAUCUAAAACAAUAUAGUAGAAGCCGGGGAUGGUUGCGCACACCUUUAAUCCCAGCACUCGAGGGAGGCCAAGGCAGGUGGAGUUUGAGGACUGUCAGGGCUACAUAUAGAAUAGAGAUCUGUCUCAAAACCAAGAUAAUAAUAGCAAAAGCAAGCUAACAAAGAAAACCAUGUAGAAACCUGUCAUUGGUAAAUAGCAAUUUAUUUUUCUGAUCUUUUGAAACCGAGCAUCUCCUUUAAGGGAAUGGGAGUUUGAGUAGAAGGAAAUGUAAAACUAAAUUCUAAACAAUUGAUUUAUCUAAAUGCACUUCAGUUAUUUAUACAAUGAGAGCGUGUGACCUAAAUGCCUGUUUUGUUUAUUUGUUUUGUCAUGAGCACAAAGAGCAAUGGGAGCAUGGACAUUCUACCCUUACUCCUUUGUGUGACCUUGGUGGGUCAGUUACCCACUGUAAACUUCAGGGCACUUAUCUGUAAAAUGUGUGCAAUAGCAAGUCCCAAACUCAUGGGGUGACAGAAGGGUUAAUACACAGAAAUAAAUUUCCCUCCACUGCCUUGACUACUAAUUAAUAUUAAUGAUAAGAUUAACUGCAGUGACAUUGUGAUGAAAUACACUCCAAAGUGAUUGUGAUUCUAGGUUAGAUGGAGAUUUAGAACUCAUUAGAUUUUUGUGCUUUUAAUGCUUGCAGGAAGAAUAUAAAAAUAUGAAAUCCUUAGAGAGGUCACGAUUAUCAUCAACCUCUCUGCAUUUCUCAAUCUGCAGUAAAGAAUGUAGCUUGUAAUUGCUUAGGGUGGAAGGCUAUGGAGGAGAAUCCAGAAGUGACCACAGUUGUGGACCUUGUAAACAAAGUGAUUCUUCUUCAGGAAUUAAAAAGAUAACUAUUGGCAGGUGCAGUCCUGGAAUGUUUAGAACCAGCAUAGAUGGGCAUUUCCCAAAGUCAUAUUCUCAGAACUGGUAGAUCUUCCGGAGUUUUUGUGAUAGAAAAAGAGAUUUGGUGGGAAAUGCUGCACACUUCAUCCCUUCUUAGAAUGUCCAGUCAGCACAGCAGCUGGGGUGGUGUGUACAGAAGCCUUCACCUUGCUGCCCACAGGUACUCACAGGAGUCGGCCAACAGCUCCCACAGCAGAGUGCACUGGGAAAGCCGGCCCAGAAUCAUUUAUACACACUGAAAAUGGACAAAACAGGGAAGGGUAGGACUAUUGAACCAUUUCAGAUUUAUGCCAAGCUGAGAAAGCUGUUUAAGAUUGGCCUCAUCUGUGUGUCUUUAUACUUUUACAUCUCUUUACAAUGUUAUAAAGGAAUGUUCUUUUAGUGGAAGUGUGUUAUGCUGUAUAAUAAGACGAUGGGGGAGAUGGAAGUCCUUAGGAAAGAUUCAGGAAAGGCCAGGAGCCUGGACACCUGGACAGUGUGCCCCUCUUCGCUUUCAGGAAGCCCCAAGAGGAAACCUAAGCCCCAUCAAACCCUGGUUCCUACUCAGUGAAGUGCCUGCUGCCCAGACAUGAGGGCCUGAGUCCAACACCUACAUAAAAACCAUAGCAGCACACACUCAUACACUUGCCAUACACUUGCACAUGCACACACAUGCAGACACACAAAGUACAAAUAAAAUCCUGGAAACUGAAAUUCAGAGAUUUCUGUCUAUAUAAGUUUUUAUUCCAUAUGUUCUUCAACUAUCUGGUUGAUCAAAACUAGGAAUUAUAGAUGAAUGCAUGAGAGACAGCAUAAUUCUACUGUUGGAGGGAAUAUCAAAAAUGAAACAUUUUGGCUUAUGGUCCAUACUGUUUUUUUGUUGUUGUUGUUUUGCCAUGUGCUUCCAGCUGGUCAUGUGGUCACCCAGCACCCUUCUAAGCUUGACAGAGCAGCCAGUACUAAAGCAUGGGGAGAGGGGCGAUGGGCCCAAGAAGCUGAAAACCUUAGCUGAGAUUCCAGCCACUGUCCUUACACUGUAAGAUUCUGAGGCUGUCACAACCUUUAAAUUUUGUCCAUUGUGAUUGCUUUGGCCUAUUCCUUUAUUAAAGUGUCACAAACUACCAAGCAUUGAUACUUAUGAUCCUUCAGAGUACUUUAGAGGGUCUAAAGGAUCCUUUCAAUUAUCAAAGGGCAAUGGGUAUUGGAGUGGAAUGUUUCAAGGUAUCUGUCUCCUGUCGUACAAAAACUUCUCAAACCUAAUCACCCCAGACUGAAAGAAAACAGUUCUAACAGUGUAAAUUCUCAAAGUUUUAGAGCCAGAUCUUCCUCAUGAGAAAUGACAGGUGCCUUCAUGUGAUACAUUUAAUAGUAGCAAGCAAACUGUGUUUAAUAGAAGUCUUAAUACUGAGAACUGAAUUUGUAAUACACUGUUCCAUUACUAUAUUCAGUAUCCUAUGCCCUUUCAGUUCCUCCAAGUUGCACAUUAUAUUUAUUAUGUUUAAUAAAGAAGAAUCCGGAAGUUAGAGGAUGUCUUUUUAGUAUCUCACAGGUAAAGAAAAUUUAAGUUUAUGGCUUUUCUCUUUUUUGUUGUUGUUGUUGUUCGAGACAGGGUUUUUCUGUGUAGUUUUGGUGGCUGUCCUGGAACUCGGUCUGUAGACCAGGCUGGCCUCAAACUCACAGAGAUCCGCCUGCCUCUGCCUUCCAAGUGCUGGGAUUAAAGGCGUGCGCCACCACCGCCUGGCGGCUCUUCUCUUUCUUACAGCACAUGUGUUCCAGAGAAAUUUAGUUUAUCAUAGAACUGUGUUUUUAUAUUUUAAGAUAAUAAACAAUUUUGUUAUAACAAUAGUUUUAAUACAUGUUUUAGCAUGUAGAAUCAUGACAUAGAGCAACUUUGGAUGAGUUUAUUCCAGUGCUUUAUGCAGAACUGAAUUUCAGUAAUAAGCAGUUAUUUUAUGAUGUAAGCCACUCCCAGCCAUGCCAUUGUUUGGACAUGUUAUAGCUGUUUCAUUUUAAAAUAUCCAGAUUCUUUUACCACUUUAUUAUAUUUCAUUUUCCUUCUUUUAGCUGGAGUCUCAUCAUGUGGUCUGGCCUGCAUUGCACUCUUGAUUCUCCUGCUCCAGCCUUCCAAGUCCUAGGACUAGAGGUGUGCGCCACCAUGCCCAGAUACUACUUUAUUUUUUGUGCAUGAAGAAAUGUGCGUGUUCAAAAAUAAUUUAAUAUUCAGAAUUAUGUAUUUUAUAUAUAAUUAAAUCUAUUUAUGUCAUUCUCAUAUACUCUCCAGAUUUAACUUUCACAGCUAAGCAAAGAACUCCAUGUUGCUUCAGUGAUAAAGAAACUUUGGUGGGCUUCAUUAAAGCCAAAUCAGCUCUAAAAUCAAGUAUCGUGUUGUGAACUAAUUGGGAGAGUUGGCAGCCAACUCAGGAAGACCCUGGGUGAAUAACUCAGGAGUGAGAUUGUCU
This is a messenger RNA of Peromyscus maniculatus bairdii (prairie deer mouse), 4659 nucleotides long. It is a transcript of the gene Rrm2b, whose product is annotated as ribonucleotide reductase regulatory TP53 inducible subunit M2B. Gene Ontology annotation, molecular function: ribonucleoside-diphosphate reductase activity, thioredoxin disulfide as acceptor. The record is from RefSeq and is a predicted model, not a curated record. NCBI's taxonomy places the organism in Eukaryota, Metazoa, Chordata, Mammalia, Rodentia, Cricetidae. Gene Ontology annotation, cellular component: cytosol. Gene Ontology annotation, biological process: deoxyribonucleotide biosynthetic process.